Molecule: messenger RNA, 2029 nt
Organism: Herpailurus yagouaroundi (jaguarundi)
Lineage: Eukaryota; Metazoa; Chordata; Mammalia; Carnivora; Felidae
Gene: ATP6AP1
Product: ATPase H+ transporting accessory protein 1
Exons: 10
Coding region: 48-1442 (464 amino acids)
Cellular component (GO): proton-transporting V-type ATPase complex
Molecular function (GO): ATPase activator activity
Source: RefSeq, a predicted model, not a curated record
GAUCUGCAGCGGCGGCGGCGGCCGAGGCAGCUGAGGCCGAGGCUGUGAUGGCGGCGACCGCAGCGGCUCGGCUUCAGGCGGGGACGCGGCAGGCCCCAGCGCUCUGGCAGAUGCGGUGGCUACUGCUGGUGCUGGUGGCGGUGGCGGAGGCGGAGCAGCAGGUGCCCCUGGUGCUGUGGUCGAGUGACCGGGACUUGUGGGGUCCUGCGGCCAACACCCACGAGGGCCACAUCACCAGCGACAUGCAGCUCUCCACCUACUUAGACCCCGCCCUGGAGCUGGGCCCCCGGAAUGUGCUGCUGUUCCUCCAGGACAAGCUGAGCAUUGAGGACUUCACAGCAUAUGGUGGCGUGUUUGGAAACAAGCAGGAUAGUGCCUUUUCGAACCUGGAGAAUGCCCUGGAUCUGGCUCCUUCCUCUCUGGUGCUUCCUGCCGUCGAUUGGUAUGCGGUCAGCACUCUGACCACUUACCUGCAGGAGAAGCUUGGGGCCAGCCCCCUGCACGUGGACUUGGCCACCCUGCGGGAGCUGAGACUCAAUGCCAGCCUCCCAGCCUUGCUGCUCAUCCGCCUGCCGUACACAGCCAGCUCAGGUCUGAUGGCGCCGAGGGAAGUCCUCACGGGCAAUGAUGAGGUCAUCGGGCAGGUGCUGAGCACACUCAAAUCCGAAGACGUCCCGUACACCGCGGCCCUCACGGCGGUCCGCCCUUCCCGGGUGGCCCGUGAUGUAGCCAUGGUGACUGGGGGGCUAGGUCGCCAGCUGCUGCAAAAACAGACAGUGUCAGCUGUGGUCCAUCCCCCUGUGAGUUACAAUGACACUGCCCCCCGGAUCCUGUUCUGGGCCCAAAACUUCUCGGUGGCAUACGGGAACCACUGGGAGGACCUGACCUCCCUCACCUUUGGGGUCCAGGAUCUUAACCUCACUGGCUCCUUCUGGAAUGACUCUGUUGCCAGGCUUUCGCUGACCUACGAACAACUCUUUGGUACCACCGUGACAUUCAGGUUCAUUCUGGCCAACCGCUUCUACCCGGUGUCUGCCCGCCACUGGUUUACCAUGGAGCGCCUUGAAAUCCACAGCAACGGCUCUGUCACCUACUUCAAUGCCUCCCAGGUCACAGGGCCUAGCAUCUACUCCUUUCAUUGCGAGUACGUCAGCUGUCUGGGCAAGAACGGCGACCUCCUCGUGCCCCGUGUGCGGCCCUCUCUCUGGCAGAUGACCCUUCAGCACUUCCAGAUCCAAGCCUUCAACGUGACAGGCGAGCAGUUCUCCUACGCCAGUGACUGCGCCGGCUUCUUCUCCCCGGGCAUCUGGAUGGGGCUGCUCACUUCCCUGUUCAUGCUGUUCAUCUUUACCUAUGGCUUACACAUGAUCCUCAGCCUCAAGACCAUGGACCGCUUUGACGACCACAAGGGCCCCACCAUCUCUUUGACCCAGAUCGUGUGACCCCAUGACUGAAGGGCUUCCCCUCUUCCUACCAUAGCAUGAACCCCCCACUUCCCCUCGGCCUGUCUUGUUACCCGUUCAACACGCGGAGGGGCUCUCCAUCCUCCAUCUACCAGCAAGGUGUACAUAGUUCUUCGUAGAUAGGAGACAGAUCUCCCAGGUCCAGUCAUUGUAGGGGGAGAGGACAUGAGUUCUGGGACCCCCUCUUCCCCCUUAUUUAUUCUCAUCUCUCCACCUUCCCCCUUUGCUGUUUAUAGUGCUUUUGUGUAUCAAAUGCUCCCUCCCCAGACUUUACGGGGCUCCCUGCAGCAGCUAGAAGCUGAAGGUUCCCUGAGUUUGGGGCGGUGUGGAAGUACUAUUUAAUUGUCCUGCUUGGCUGGUGUCAUUGUCUUUUGGUGAUGUUGUGCUAAUAAUAAGCAGUACACUGGGGUUUAUUUCUGUGGCCUGAGAAGGAAGAGACCUCCACAGCAGCUGGGUUGGGUGUAAUCAUUGGUUUUCUGGCAUGUACCCGCCAGGAGUGCCUGGCAGGAGCCUGGGGUUCUGGGUGGUUUCCUUCCUAAUAAAAUAAAGACAGGUUGCCAUGCUUA